Grus americana (Whooping crane) is the source of this 2443-nucleotide messenger RNA. RefSeq names its product heterogeneous nuclear ribonucleoprotein A0 (gene HNRNPA0). The coding region runs from base 971 to 1909 and encodes 312 amino acids. NCBI's taxonomy places the organism in Eukaryota, Metazoa, Chordata, Aves, Gruiformes, Gruidae. The transcript has a single exon. The record is from RefSeq and is a predicted model, not a curated record. Gene Ontology annotation, molecular function: RNA binding.
AUACAGCCAGACGGUAAAGAAAGCCCCGCCGGGCCAGGCCUGUGCCGGCCGUCGGUCAGCGGAUGGCUCCGCUCCUGGCCCCCGCCGGCGAGGCCGAGCCCCUUACGCCAUGCACCUCAGGCCGGAGGGAGGGACAGGCGGGCAGGGCGGGGGGCGCGCAGCCGCCUAACGGUCAGCGUUUCAAACGCUCCCGCGCGAGCUGCCCGCGGACCCUCCGCCCGCUGCCCCCGCCCGUGGGGCGGGGCCGCCGGGGAGAAAGCGCGCGGCCGGGCGGAGAAGGCCCAUUGGCUCACGUCCGCGGGCUUGACGCAUUGGCGCAGCCCGGGCCGGUCGCUGCCCCUCCCCUUCUCUCGGCGCGCGCAGAGGAUGCACCGCAUCACUGGCCGUUAGUGCGCAAGUGGAUUGGCUGCCCGCCGCGUCUGUCACCGGCGAACUCCGGGCCUUUUGCCGACGCGCGGCGGAGGUCGCGCCCUCUGAUUAGUCGCCGCGCUCGUCGAUCGCGGUCGGAGCCCCGCCCCGAGAGGUGAGUCGCGGACGGCCCCGGCGACGCGCUCCCAUUGGCUGCGGCGGCGUGGGGGGCGUGCGCGGCGGCGGCCGGGUGGGCGGGGCUCCCAGCGUCCCCUUUGUGUGGGCACCAGUCGCCGGCCGAGCUCUGUAGAAGUAGCAGCCGCCAUUUUGUGCGUGCCUGUGUUUUCCCCCACCCCCACCCCCCUUUCUGCGGGAGCGGCGGCGGCAGCCGGGACGCCCCGUCUCUUCUGCUGGUCAGGUGAGGCGAAGCGAAGGCGUUGGGCCAGGCCGAGGGAGCCAUCGCCGGCGGCUGCCGCAGCCGUGAGGUCGCGCUGUUCGCAGCAAGCGAGGGGGAAGAAGCGGCAAGACGGAGAAGGGGGGGAAAAAACCUUCGGAGCUGCCCCCCAACAGGAGGAGGAGUCUCGGCGCCAGGCCCAGGCGCAGCCCCGGCACCGGCGGCAGCAUGGAGAACUCGCAGCUAUGCAAGCUGUUCAUCGGCGGCCUGAAUGUGCAGACCACGGAGGCCGGGCUGCGGGAGCACUUCGCGGCCUACGGUACCCUCACCGACUGCGUGGUCGUGCUCAACCCGCAGACCAAGCGCUCCCGCUGCUUCGGCUUCGUCACCUAUUCGGCGGUGGAGGAGGCCGACGCCGCCAUGGCCGCCUCCCCCCACGCCGUGGACGGGAACGCGGUGGAGCUGAAGCGGGCCGUGUCCCGGGAGGACUCGGCCAAACCGGGCGCCCACGCUAAGGUGAAGAAGCUCUUUGUGGGCGGCCUCAAAGGGGACGUAGGCGAAGGGGACCUGGUGCAGCAUUUCAGCCAGUUCGGCCCCGUGGAGAAGGCCGAGAUCAUCGCCGACAAACAGAGCGGGAAAAAGCGCGGGUUCGGCUUCGUCUAUUUCCAGAACCACGACGCCGCCGACAAGGCGGCCGUGGUCAAGUUCCACCCGAUCCAGGGCCACCGCGUGGAGGUCAAGAAGGCCGUGCCCAAGGAGGACAUCCAGUCGGGCGGGGGAGGCGGCGGCUCUUCCAGGCCCUCCCGGGGAGGCAGAGGAGGAGGAAGGGGUCGGGGCGGCGGAUCCGGCAACCGGGAUCACAACGGUCUUUCUAAAGGAGGCGGCGGUUACAAUAGCUACGGCGGCUACGGUGGAGGAGGCGGCGGCGGCGGCGGUUACGGCUCCUAUGGCAGCGGCUCCUACGGAGGCGGCGGCGGAGGGGGAGGCGGCGACUACGGCAACGGGUACGGCGGGUUCGGCAGCUACAGCCAGCAUCAGUCCUCCUACGGCCCCAUGAAGAGCGGCGGAGGAGGUGGAGGAGGGGGCGGCAGCUGGGGGGGCCGCAGUAACAGUGGACCGUACAGAGGAGGCUAUGGUGGGGGAGGCUACGGGGGCGGCUCUUUCUGAGCUGGAGCGCCCAUACCCAUUGGGGGUGGCGUGGAGAGCCCUCCCUUUGAUACGGGGCAGCUUCUAAAUGGUUUCUCCCCUCAUUCGCCGAAGGGCAGCUCCUUUUAAAUGCCUCCCUGCUGUGGGAGCAGCUCCUAAAUGCCCCCUGGGGGUCGCCUCUGCUGCCUGUGCCACUUCUUUCUCUCUGAAGAUGGACUGGGCCCCACAUACACAUACUUUGUGUUACAGUCAUUGAUGGACUCUAUUUUUUUAUUAUUACUUGGACCUUGGUCGUUUUUAUACUAGCAACGAAAAAUGUCUUGUUUUAAUUUGUUUUUUUGGGGUACGGGGUGGGAAGUGUCUUGCUGAUCUGGAGUAAAAACUGGGGAGGGUUAUGGGGGAAUUUCCUUUGUUGUAAGGACUCGAUACCUGGCUACUACAUUUUUUUCUACAAAAUCUACUCGGAUCCCAUGACUGAAAUUAACAUUUCUGUAAAGGAGGAAAAAAAUCGUUUUUACGUUUUUUAUUUUUUAAAUAAAUCAUUGUGUUCAUUGA